AGUCCUUCAAAGAAGAAAGGAACUGCGCAAGGAUUGGAUCAUCAGGAUAAAAAUGAGAUUGAUGGUGAUUCAACGACUUCUGCUGCGCAAGAAGAGCAGACGGUUGAGAAAUCAAGCGGCACUUCCGAAAAUGAUAAUCUCUCAAAUGAAUCGGUUAAUCCUGCCAGAAAAAGUGAACAAACAGAUGAGAAACUAAUUAAUAAUGAGGACGAUAAACAGGUUACUGAUGAAGAAAACAGUUCUACUCCUACACAAUAUGAUGAACAACCAGUCGAGCAGCUAGCUUUUGCUCUUGAAUUCGAUCAGGUUACUGACAAAGAAAUCAAUUCUGCUGCUGCACAAGACCAACAAGUGGGCGAACAGCCAGCUAUAGAUUCUGAAUUCGAUCAGCAAAAGGAAAAGUUGCGCAAUGCUUCUCAUCAAUCUGCCGAAAGCUUGAAGAAUCAGAACGAUGCGCUGCUUGCCUCCAGUUCAGCCUUAACUUCAAGAGACUCUAGCAGCACUUUUCCCAAUAUGGAUCCAUCAAGUUUGCAAGCCAUCAUAUCCAUGAAUCAACAGGGCAGGAGCGGAGAUUGUGGUCCAUGGAGACAGGUAGCAUAUCGACGAGAAACAUCAUUGAGUGGCCCACCAGUGCUGGAUAAAGUGAAAACCCAGUAUGAUCAUGUGCUGUGGAUCUCGGAAAAAGAGUACGUGGAGAAAUCAUUGGCCGAAUGGAUGCAUGUUCCAAUGGACGGUGGUGCUUUGGACUGCAAAAUCCGAUUGAUUUUGCAAGCAAUUGUACAGCUUGAAGAUAUUCUCAACUCACCAAUCACAACAUGGGACGAUUAUUUUAACAUGAAAAAGUACCUGCAAACGCUGAUUGAUGUUAUUGUUGCGGAAGCCAAUGCACUCAGAGGACAAGCGGGACAAGCCCGAUCUCAAUCUGCCAUGGUAAGCAGCCUAUCCAGUACCGGUAAUGUAAAUGAUGAAAAGCAACAGGAAAACAAUGAAAAGGAGGAAACUGCAAAGCCCAACUCAGAAAACUGA
Messenger RNA from Gongylonema pulchrum, 1026 nucleotides. NCBI's taxonomy places the organism in Eukaryota, Metazoa, Nematoda, Chromadorea, Rhabditida, Gongylonematidae. The record is from the annotation of a GenBank genome assembly.